Messenger RNA from Symbiodinium necroappetens, 1353 nucleotides. NCBI's taxonomy places the organism in Eukaryota, Dinophyceae, Suessiales, Symbiodiniaceae. The record is from the annotation of a GenBank genome assembly.
AUGACAGUGCAUCCUUCAAUGGCCCUGACGGGGCGGUGUGCUCCAAAUGCUCAGCACGGCUGGGAGCCAGGCUUAGUGACACCAAAUUCGCCGUCUUCUAUUCACCUCUUGCGGAAUCACGAUCGUCAGAAGGCGUUCGUGCUGAUUGUCGGGGCUGGCAAGGCCUCGCAUUGGGCUUCUCUGUGGAUGUUCGCAGUUUCAGGAGAAGUCUUUGCGGUUGAGCUGACUGCAGUCGAAAGCGAGACGGGGUAUCGUUGGAAUGAAUCCAACGGCAAGAUGCGUCGUUUGCUACCUGCAGCCACGGCAGCCAAGUGUGGCAUAUCCAGCUCCAGGACUGCGGACUGUUGCCAGCAGACGACCUCCCUGCUCGUGGACUUUUCGGAUUCGGUCGGUUUUGACCGACAGGUAAGCGGUGCCAACAUGGAGCAAGAGACCAACGAGUACGAGUGCUUGCUGCCUUUCUCUACUUCGGCAGAUUCGCUAAGCUUAAAAGUUGAAAAAGUGUUAGACGCCGUUUGCAGCGAGCCUUCUGCUUCUGGGGUUAGAGAGCAACGCGAGCGUAUUCAAAAGUGCAUCGUCGACUUCAUCGCGCUGAGCGGACGCUUCAGCGACAUUAUGGCAGGAGACGAUAAAGGUCAUUACUGGAUUGAAAUCGAGAAAACAACACCAUUUCAGCUCUACCACCGGUCACAGCAAGUAUCAAUGAAUGGAUCUUUUUAUGACAUUCUCUUUCACAACUGCCAGCUGUACAUUCUCCAGCUCAUGCAUGACAAGUACGCGGUGGCUUUUUCCAAGCUACCGCUCGCUGUCGGAUCUGUUGUGGCAGGCCCCGUCAUGCUCACCUUGGAGAUCAUCUUCAUGGUUGUGUUUGCAGGGCUGGAGCAGCUGGAGCCCUGGCUUGCUGUGCUCAUUGGCGUUCUGUGGGUGAUGGCAGAGAUGCACUGCACAUACAUGUACGAUGGCAAAGACGGAUUUUGGAUCGGAGCCUUUGCGACACUUCUGGUCUUGCUCUAUGCUCAGUUUGACAAAGCUCAUCCGCUGGUGCACACGAUUCCAGUACUAAGUUUGCUGUGGGACACAUGCAUGAUCAAAGAGGCCAUGCUUGUCAACAAGGUCUAUGAGAGCAAUUGGUUGAUGCUUCUGAACGCCUUCUGGGUUCUUUUAGCCCUGGGUGUGGUUUGUCUCCUGCAGCUGCUUCGCGGAUGGCCUGUUUUGGACCUCGUUAUUUCAGGUGCGCUCCUGCCGGUUCUGCUUAUGGCUCGGAAAGCGAGCAUGUACUGUUUUGUGGAGUUCUGUCAUGCCGAUCUGUUGGUUGAUGCGCUGAAAGUUCUCUUCCGGCUCGAAGGGCCAUAA